AUGGCUCAUUCUCAAGCAGAAAAUGUCAUAAAGAACAUCAUCCGUGAAAUAGGACAAGAAUGUGCCAUGAAGGGACAAACUGUAUCAGAAACUCUGGUGGCAUUCAUGGUGAAAGCUGUUGUACUGGAUCCAAAGAAUGGAUUUAAUGUGGAUAGAACCCUUACAAAGGCUGAUGUACAAAAACUUAUUACGCUUAGUAUUGAUAGACUUCUUGACACUCGAAAUCCAUCCCUGGACACUAUUAAGAUGCAAGUUUAUUUUGAUAUGAACUAUACAAACCGAGUUGAGCUGAUUAAUGAACAGCAUCGUGUUCUGGAGUCCAGGCUUGCUCCUGUGAGCAGAGAAAUUACAGAUAACCGUGCUCGUACACGAGAAGAAUUGGAAAGCGUUUAUCGAAAGAUUGUCAGUUAUGUGCUGCUGCGCUCUGGCCUUGGAUCCCCUACAGACAUCAAGGUCAUCAGAGAGGCAACUGCUGCCCUGCAGAGUGUGUUUCCUCAGACAGAGCUUGCUGCUUUCCUCUCUCUCAGUAAAAAGGAGAAAGAGCGGCAGUUGAAAGAACUCACCAUGAUUGUUACAGGUAUUCGGUUAUUCAACAAGGACUGUGGUAAAGGAGGAGAAGGCAUUGAUGAGUUGCCAGCUAUUCUCAGUGAAGCUAUCCCAGCUGCCACCCAUCAUAUAGAUAUAGAGCUACAUGCCUCCCAGGAACUGGCAUACCAAUACACAGCCUUGAUUGAAAUGAUGCACCAUAGUCAAAACGCUGAGUUGGAACUUAAAUUGACAAUGUUAAAAGAAGUACUGUACAAUGUGAGACAACACGAAGCUUUCCUCUGUGUUAUUCUGUCUGAUGUGAUCACGUGUGCACAAGAAGUUGAUAUGAUGGACAAGCAAUUUGCUGCACAGAUGGAAGAGCUAAAAAACAUUGUUCGGGCAAAAACAGCUGUGCCUACAUCUCUGGUUUAUCCUAUAUUUAUUGAACUUUCUAACCUUUGGACUAGUUUUCAAGAUGAGAUACUUGUGCUCAGUUUCCUCAAUAAUUUGACUAUCAGUCUCCAGCAGUUCUUGGGAAGCCACACGCUAAUCUUUCCAGAAGAUAUAAUGGAGUCUCUCCUUGAAGAUAUUAUUGUGAAAACUGAUGAGGAUAGGUUAAAGGAAAGUGCUGACAGCAAAGUUAAUCCUGCUGACUUUAGUAAAGAAGAAUGGCUCUUUCCAGAAUUCACAAUUAAUUUUAGCCAACUACUAAUUCAGUAUCAUGGGUUUUGUCCUUAUAGUUUUGCUGUAAAAGAUGGUCUUCUCCUUCCAGGAAAUCCUUCUCUUGGUGUCCUGAAACACAAGGAGAAAUAUUACGCUUUUAAUUCAGUGGAAGCGGCAUACACUUUUGCCAAAAAUCCAGAUAAAUAUAUUAAGAUGAUUGGAGAUAAAGCAAAGGAAACUGCAGAGCUUAUUCAGCUGCUUGAACUUCAUCAGCAAUUUGAAUCCCUUGCCCCUUAUUCCCAGAUCAGAGCCAAAGACAAAAAGGUGUUGCAACCAAUAACAAAAUGUGACAGCAGCACUCAGACUGACACCCAUAUUUUGCCGCCAAACAUUGUGAAGGAUUAUGAGUGGAAUGAAUGGGAACUCAGAAGGAAAGCCAUCAAACUGGCAAACUUGCGUAAAAAGCUAACUCACUCAGUGCAGACUAACCUGAGUCACAUGAGAAGAGACAACUGCAGCCAAGUGUACCCAAUGAAGGAUUCUGGCACACAGACCAAAUGUGAAAACUCUAGUAAUGUACCCAGACCGCAGAUUUUCCUGGCCGGUCUUCGAGGUGGAACCCCUCCAACCACUCGUAUGACUAAAGUGAAUUUAACAAGAGCAGUUGAUGAAACAUAAAGAAGAGACUUA
Messenger RNA from Varanus komodoensis (Komodo dragon), 1881 nucleotides. It is a transcript of the gene CFAP206, whose product is annotated as cilia and flagella associated protein 206. Gene Ontology annotation, cellular component: axoneme; ciliary basal body. The transcript is spliced from 12 exons. Lineage: Eukaryota; Metazoa; Chordata; Lepidosauria; Squamata; Varanidae. The record is from RefSeq and is a predicted model, not a curated record. Gene Ontology annotation, biological process: regulation of cilium beat frequency; sperm axoneme assembly; regulation of flagellated sperm motility. Bases 1 to 1869 code for a protein of 622 amino acids.